Messenger RNA from Zophobas morio, 1477 nucleotides. Its product is annotated as EEF1A lysine methyltransferase 2-like. NCBI's taxonomy places the organism in Eukaryota, Metazoa, Arthropoda, Insecta, Coleoptera, Tenebrionidae. Gene Ontology annotation, molecular function: protein-lysine N-methyltransferase activity. The record is from RefSeq and is a predicted model, not a curated record. The transcript has 2 exons. The coding region runs from base 112 to 744 and encodes 210 amino acids. Gene Ontology annotation, cellular component: cytoplasm.
GGUGGGUUUACGGAUUAAACCCUUUUUACCUGACCAGUUGCGUGAAAGUGGCACCAGAAUUUUGCUCGUCAACGAAAGGAAGCUCUUAACGAGAUUUAUUAUAAACUACUGAUGGAUGAACUUCAAGAGUCCGCCCUCGGGACUCAAGAAUAUUGGGAUAAUCGCUACAAAGAAGAAAUAGCCAAUUUUGAAGAUCACGGAGAUCCUGGUGAGAUCUGGUUCGGCGAAGACACCGUCGAACGCACUAUUGAAUGGAUCAAGAAACAAGAAUCCAUUUCGAAAAAUUCCAAAAUUCUGGAUAUAGGGUGUGGCAAUGGCAUGUUUUUAGUCGAAUUAUUCACACAAGGAUAUGUUAAUUCAUUUGGCAUGGACUACUCCGAAGACGCCAUCGAGCUGGCGAAAUCAAUAGCCCAAAAACGAAACUUCAAAAUAGAAUAUUCCGUGUGUAAUAUUUUAGAAGGGUUGGAGGGUCAGUUUGAUGUUAUUCAUGAUAAGGGGACUUACGACGCUAUUAGCUUGAAUGCUAACAUUAAAGAGCAUAGGGUAACAUAUUUAAAAAAUAUUUUCAAAGGUUUGACUGAUACAGGGCUUUUUAUCAUAACGUCAUGUAAUUGGACGAAGAACGAAUUGGUUGAACAGUUUACGGAUUAUUUUGAGUUAGUUAAUGAGAUACCGUCUCCACAGUUUAAAUUUGGGGGUCAAGUUGGCAAUACAGUUACCUCAGUUAUUUAUAGGAAACGAUAGUUAAAACUUAAAAAAUAAAAACUAAGUAAAGGCAUUUUCACUUUGAAUGCGGUUUAUUUCUUCAAAUUUAGUUAUACAGUUUUGUGUAAAACAUGAAAUAAUAUUAAAUAUGUUUUACGUUUUAUGGGACACGUGUUAUUCAAGGCGCUAAAGUGGGCAACUGAAGAAAUAACAGUUUCUUAUUAUAAAAACCCAGUGUAGAAAUUCUAAGAAUGUAUGUAUAAAGAAUGUGUAGUGAGAUUUUUUCUUAAGAUAUACUUACUAUUAUCUAUGCUAUUAUAGGCAGAUAAAUAUUGAUUAUAAUUGAUAUGAAAUUAGAUCCUAAAAACCCCAGAAACCAAGAUCACCAGAUAAAUAUAAAUUUCUAGCAGUAGGUGUCAUUUUCUAUGCCCUUAAAGUUCUUGAGUAGUGUCAUCAUCUUUUAUGAUUUAAAACAGUGUAACAAUAAUGUCAUUGUAUUAAAUGAGAAUAACCGUAUUUUUUAUUUAAUUUUAUUUUGGUUAACAAAGAUGUCAAAUGUUCUUUGCUUCUUUACUUAUUAUUAGAUCCAAUAAUCCAUUAUCGUUAAUUAUAUUUAUGGAAUUAGUACCGAUUAAAUUCAGUGAUUAUCAAUCACCCGCUACUGAGUCCCGGCAAUCCAGCGCGUCCCCACCUAUAAUCGUGACGUAGCCCGACAGAAAUCCGCUGUCUAGUAAUAUGAGAGGCAACUGAAAAUCGUUUAUGUAUAAACAUU